This is a messenger RNA of Aricia agestis (brown argus), 3647 nucleotides long. It is a transcript of the gene pav, whose product is annotated as kinesin-like protein KIF23. The transcript is spliced from 2 exons. Lineage: Eukaryota; Metazoa; Arthropoda; Insecta; Lepidoptera; Lycaenidae. Gene Ontology annotation, biological process: microtubule-based movement. Gene Ontology annotation, molecular function: microtubule binding; ATP hydrolysis activity; ATP binding. Gene Ontology annotation, cellular component: kinesin complex; nucleus; microtubule. Bases 120 to 2735 code for a protein of 871 amino acids. The record is from RefSeq and is a predicted model, not a curated record.
UCAACGAACGUCAACUAGCGACCGUUGUGCUUUGAAAUAAAAAAUUAACUGACCGGUAAAAACUAAAAACAUUGAGAGCCGUUUACAUUAAUUACCUACUGCUAUAAAAGUAUAUCAAGAUGAGGUCUGCGAAAUCAAAACAACGAAUUAACGAAAUACGAACGCCAGCCAGAAGUAAGCAAAACUUAUUCCAAGGUGAAAGAGAUCCAGUUCAAGUUUACUGUCGAUUGCGGCCCAUGCAAAGAGAUUCCGACACAUCAUGCAUAAAAAUAAUAUCUCCCACGACGGUGCUAAUGUCUCCGCCAGCUACAGCGUUAAGUUACAGAAAUGAAGGUAACAGAACUAUGAAAUACACGUUCAAAGAAGUGUUCCCGCCCGAAACGAACCAGCAAGAAGUGUUCGAUAAAGUCGCUCUGCCGCUAGUGGAAGGUUUGCUGAAGGGCAAAAAUGGUCUGCUUUUCACAUACGGAGUCACAGGAAGCGGGAAAACAUUUACUAUGACUGGUGAACCUAACAAUUGCGGUAUACUACCAAGGUGCCUCAAUAUCAUCUUCAAAACAAUAAACGAAGUGCAAGCACACAAGUACAUAUUUAAACCUGAUAAAAUGAACAUGUUCGACAUUCAAAGUGAAGCCGAAGCUAUGCUGGAGAGGCAACAGGAGCUCCACAAAUUCAAAAGUGGCAGGAAGAAUAACUCUAAUCCAGAUUUAGCUAUGUCCGAUACAGAGCUCACUAAAAUAAAUGGAGUAAAUGAAGAUAAUCAGUACGGUGUUUUUGUUUCGUAUGUAGAGAUCUAUAACAACAGUGUUUUUGACUUGUUGGAAGAUGGUCCACCCAUUACUAAAAAUCUUCCUGUUAAAAUAAUAAGAGAAGACGCAGCCCACAAUAUGUAUGUGCAUGGUGUGACAGAAAUAGAGAUUAAAUCUGCUGAGGAAGCUUUUGAAGCAUUCUACUUGGGACUCAAGAGGAAAAGAAUGGCUCAUACAACUCUUAAUGCGGAGUCCAGUCGGAGUCAUUCAGUAUUCACCAUUCGUCUUGUACAAGCACCGGUGGAUGAAAUGGGGGAAGCUGUGAUUCAAAACAAAAAGUUUCUAAAUAUCAGUCAGCUGAGUUUAGUUGAUUUGGCUGGUAGCGAACGAACAAACCGAACGAAAAAUACUGGCCAGAGGUUGAGGGAGGCUGGAAACAUAAACAAGUCACUUAUGACAUUAAGAACUUGCUUGGAAGCUCUACGAGAAAACCAGGUUAAUGGGACCAAUAAUAUGGUACCAUACAGGGAGUCUAAGAUCACACACCUGUUUAAGAAUUUCUUUGAAGGCGAGGGCCAAGUUAGAAUGGUAGUCUGUGCAAAUCCAAGAGCAGAAGAUUACGAUGAGACCCUUCAAGUAAUGAGAUUCGCUGAGGUAGCCUCGGAGGUUGAAGUUGCAAAACCACAAGUUAAUGAUGUUGCGGCAUCUAUUGGUUUGGUGUCUGGCCGCAGAAAAGCUAACAGAUUAUUUAAUGCUGCCAGAGACAACAUUAUGCGAGCUGAUGCAAAGGACUUAGAGCUGGACCUGGGUCUUGUUUAUAGUCUUGGUCCAGAUUUCCCCAGCCUAGAGCUGAAUAGCUCUCAAGCAAGUCACAUAAUAAAAGAAUUGAUGGCUCAUCUUGAAAUGAGACUAAGCAGACGUGAAACAUUGAAGAGAAGUAAGGAUAUAAAGGAUGAGAGAUUGAGGUCAAGUUUAUUGGAGCUGGAGAAAGAGUCUUUGGAAGUUAGAAGUGAAAAUGCAUCUCUCCGAGGACAGCUAGCCUCGGCUGAAAGGAGAAUCAGAGCCCUGGAGGAAAGGCUAACAGCUACUGAAAACACUUCUCUGUCUCAUCAGAGGAAAUUGGCAGAGUUGACUGAUUACACUUCCAGCCUUAAAAGGGAACUGCAAGAAAAAGAAUUGCUUCUCAGUCAAAAUAAGCUUGACAAAGAGAAACAAAAGAAGGUUCUAGAAAGGAAAUACCACAACAAAAUAGCUGCAGAACACGAAAAAGCUAAAGAAAUACAUUCAGAGAAAGAAAGAUUGAAGAAUGCCAUUGAGGAGAAAGAAAACCGUUUGAGAAUUAUAGCUGAGGCCCUAGGUGGAGAUAGGGGUGAUCAUGAUGUUGGUACAAAAACACAUGGAGAUAUGGGAGCCCAAACUAGAGAUUUCACACCAGGAUCUACUCCAAGAGCUUUGCCUGCCCAUCUUUUGACACCAUUUACCACUGGUCAUCACGGUAGGGAGACCAAAGACACUCCGACGUCUCGCCGCGGCGUCGCCGUCGCUAACCCGAGACACCGUCGCUCCCUGUCAGCCGACGGCAGGGGCUGGGUUGAACACGCUCCGAACAAAAUAGUCCCAAUGGGCACAGUCAUGAAGCCGAGCAUCACCAACAGCAAAUACGUUAACAAGCUCACAAACGUCAAGGAUAUCGCAAAUCCGAAGCUCUCAAAGUAUUGUCUGGUGUCCCAGGAACAGGAUACAGAUGGGGAGCUCGAAACUAAGCUGUACAAAGGAGAUAUUGUACCAACUUGUGGCGGAGGUGCUCAGGUCAUAUUCAGCGAUGUUGAAAUGCUAAAACAGUUCUCCCCAUCAAAGGACAGGGAGUCGCAGACAAACAGAACAUCUGGGUGUGCCAGGCAUUCUGGCAAAAGACGCGACACAGGUUUCUCCCCACCACAAACACCAACAAACACAAGCAAAAAGCAGAGAGUAGAUGACGAUUAAAUCAGUUUAACAUGUAGUAUUAAAAUUAUGUAGAGUUAACAAUGCAAGCAUAUAUUUUUUAGUAUUACAAAGCCAAAUUUAAAUAUUCAGUUGAUACAACUAAAAUCAGUUUUCAUAAUAACUUAUUUAUGGUGUAAUAUAUUAUUUAGUAUUCUCUUAGUUACAAAAGGCACUUGGUUUGAAAUAGAUUAUAUUUUAUUUGUUAAAAUCUUGUGUGUAAUAAAAGCAGCAAGUAUUAUUGAUGUAUUACAAUGCUAAAUGUAAUCUUUUGUUUGGCUCUAAACAGAGUGACUUAGAAUUUAAUAAUCCUAUCUUUCAGAAUCUCACUUUAUAUAAAUGAGGUAAAUCACAAUGACUCUUAUUUUCAUGAUUAACAAACUAGACCGUAAGCAACUUAAUUGUUUUGAUUAUUUUUAUGGUUAAGAGGAGAUAUUUUGUUUGAGUUAUAGUAUUAAGUUUUUUUGUACCUUAUAUCCACCUACCUCAGGAUCAUAAUACUUAAAACGAAUCUUUAAAAAAAACAAAUCUUAUUAUAAUAAUAACAUUGAGUAACAAAAAUAAUGAAGUUACUCAUUUAUUAUUUUAGCCCAUGUAUUUUGUGCAGCUGGCUUGUAUAAUUUUGAUAACUUAUACAAGCUUUUUGGUUUUAACUUAUACAAGAUACAUUUUGAUAACAUAUUUCUAAACUUUUGUAUUUAUUUAGCUUUCUAGUAUUUUGUUCUAUGAUUUUAUCGGCCUUUGAUGAGACAAGGUGUUUUUGCGUAUCUUUAGAAUGACAUGUGAUUUUCUAAACCAAGAAUAAACUUGACAUGUAUAUGUACUUAAUUAGGUAAUAUUAUAUGGGUGUAUAUUUUUGUCGCAAUUUGUAAUAUAUUUUAUAAGCUUACUUGUAGUAAAAAGUUGGUUUAUUAA